AUGGGAAGCCCUCGGAUUCAACUUAUGGACAUGCCGCCAGAAGUUCUCUCACUCGUCAUCUCCCAAACACCGCUGCAAACUCGGUUUCAACUUCGCCUUAUCAGUAAGGCCUGCUACCGUUUAGCGACGCCCGAAGCCUUCAGGCAUAUCCGAUUGAUCGGGAACGGGGCGAAGAGAUUCAAGAGGAUUGCCAUUACUCCUCAUCUUCAACGACACGUCAGAGAAAUCACCUGCGACGGAGGAGAUGCUGCCGCGUGGGAAAGGAAUGGCGAGGCAACAGACACGGAUAACCCCUUAUCAGCCUUUUUGGCCGCUCUGCCGUUCAUUCGGCGAUUCUCAGGAUUGAGAAUCUUGAACCUCGCAUUCCACCGCACUCACGAUAUUGACAAUUCGUUUCUCGAACCAGUUGCCUUGGACUGUUAUUUCUUCAGGCAGUGGGUCAUGCUUGCUGCGUUUCACAGCGUUCUCGGCAAGCGCGUCAUUGAGGACGUCAACUGGAACCCCGACAGAUAUGAUGGGCGACAUGGACUUCUGAGAGCCUUGAUCGUAGGCAACGGCAUAACGUUGCCAAAGGACUGGCACUUUCUGAGAGAAGAGUCCUCAACCAUCAACUUGGAACAGCUCAACAUCACAAAUCUGGCCGGCACAACGUUUCAUGACUACAAGGAAACCGAAACCAACGACUGUCCAUUCUGGAAGCGGCCGGCAGUUAAACAAAUCACCUCCCUGCCAAGUCUCAAAAGCCUAAGUCUGAUGAUCACUCCAGACAACAUGAGAACACAAUUUCGAGACGAAGUUACCGAGUCUUCUACUUUCGAGUCGCCAAACGAGUUCCGCUAUAUCACGAAAUGCUUACCGCAGUGGUUUGAUUCGUCUGCUGCUUGCAACCUCACCGUCUUGUCCCUCUACUAUGAUGAGCUAUGGGGAUAUUACCCAAAGUUCGACUUCCGUCUCAUCAACCCAGGGAAUGGGUCAGACUCAGGAUUUCCGCACCUUGGAGUUCUUUCCCUGACAAGGUACUGCUUCAGCCAUGAAUGGCAGAUAGAGUGGGUUGCCUCGCUUGGCCGAAAUGGCUUACGGGAGCUUUACCUUGAUGAGUGCGCACUACUUUCAGUUGCCUUCUGUUCUACGGGUCCAGAGAGGGCGGAUGAAAACUCUUACGCGCAAAGCAUUGACGGAAACGCGAUUGCGUUUUCCAACCAAGGUUAUUUACCUGGGUCUUGGAAAGGCGGCCACAGCUGGGACCCGUGGGCGGUAUACUAUGACUCCAACCUCAAAUGGAGUCAGUUCUUCGACUACUGGCGCGUCUCGAUGUCUUCUUUGAAGGUAUUCAGGAUGGGAUCCACAGAGGCUCAUACGACGUGGUCCCAUGUCAAGAUGACGGAUUACUGGGGGAGGCCACUGCCUCGGACUGCAGUCCCUGACGGCUACUUUUUCGAUAAGAUCAAGACGGAGGCGCACACCAGAUUUCACGAUGACAGCUGGCGCAAAAGCGUACGGAUGGAAGAGCUCAAGGUUCCAUUCUACGUCAAAUUCAUGCCGGAGCCCAUCGACGGCCACAAUCGAAAUAUCCUGCCGUGGAUAUUCUUGCCAGCACGGCAGCCACCGUUGACUGGCAAAAUUCCCGAGGCUUUCAAUGACGACAUCACCGCCUUAGAGAUGCUCAGAGAGACUGUAGAUGCACGCUCGAGGGGCGUUAUUUAA
Molecule: messenger RNA, 1704 nt
Organism: Colletotrichum karsti
Lineage: Eukaryota; Fungi; Ascomycota; Sordariomycetes; Glomerellales; Glomerellaceae
Product: F-box domain protein
Exons: 1
Coding region: 1-1704 (567 amino acids)
Molecular function (GO): protein binding
Source: RefSeq, a predicted model, not a curated record